This is a messenger RNA of Talaromyces atroroseus, 1308 nucleotides long. RefSeq lists its product as hypothetical. Gene Ontology annotation, molecular function: DNA-binding transcription factor activity, RNA polymerase II-specific; zinc ion binding; DNA binding. NCBI's taxonomy places the organism in Eukaryota, Fungi, Ascomycota, Eurotiomycetes, Eurotiales, Trichocomaceae. The coding region runs from base 1 to 1308 and encodes 435 amino acids. The record is from RefSeq and is a predicted model, not a curated record. The transcript has 5 exons. Gene Ontology annotation, biological process: regulation of DNA-templated transcription; DNA-templated transcription.
AUGCAUGAGACGAACAACCGCAACUUUGACAUGGGAGUCAAGACUACCAGUUGUCCUGAAAAAAGUCAGCGAAAGGAAAGCACAAUGCAACAGGAGGCGGAUUUGCUAUUCCGCCACAAGGCCAACGACAAUCAACGCCCACAGCGACGACAGUACACAUCGAAAGCCUGCAACGAGUGCCGUCGACGCAGAGCCAAGUGUGACGGGGCCAGUCCUUUCUGCUCUCGCUGUGCCCAACGCGGCAUUGCUUGCCAGUAUAGGGCCGAGGAGGACAGGCGGCGACCUGCCGCCCGGUCUUAUGCUGAGAUGCUACGAGGCCGGAUCGAUCUUCUCGAGCGCGUAAUACGGCUCAACUCUGUGGACUUCGACGCCAGCAUCGCCGUGCUCAAGACAAGGGAGCGAUCGCGAAAGCUUGGCGACGAGUCACCGUUGAGCAGCGAUGAGGCCCUGGACGGCGAUGCCAACAGCUCGCCAGCAAUAUGCGAAGAGCCCUCUGAGUCUUUCAGUGGGAUGCUUUCGUCAGAUAAAGCUCUCAACUUUGAGCGAGAUGGGGAGAUCCGCUACUUCGGGCCAACCAGUGGCAGACUCAAUUUCGGAUCCCGAGACUGCAAUACUACAUAUCGUACGAAAGUGUCAGACACGUCGAAUCCACUCGCAGCCGAAUUAUCCCAUGUCCGCGCCCAAGUAAAUCGAAGUUUCUCCUCCGAUGACCACGACACCAUAUCAGAACAGCUCAAACUCCACUUGAUUGAUCUAUAUUUUGAGUGGUACCAACCAUGGUGCCAAAUGGUGGAUGAGCACCUUUUCCGAGAGUCCCGAGCCAGCCACGGCCGGUUCCAUAGCCCCCUGCUAGAGCAUUGCAUCUUGGCUGUCGGCGCAAGGUUUUCAGACGUACCCGAGCUGAGGUCCAAUCCGUCUGAUCCAAAUACCGCAGGGCUUUUGCUUUUUGACAAGGCCGAUUUGAAGUGGCCGACCAUCACUACAAUACAGUCCCUCAACUUGCUGAGCAUCCUACACGUGGCUGUUGGAGCCGACGCUGCCGGAUGGCUACGUCAAGGAAUGGCGAUUCGCCUAGCUCUUGACAUGGGUCUGAAUCUUGAUGCGGCUUCUUUGCGCGGUUCAAACUUGUUAACGACCGAGGAAAUCGAACUUAGACGCCAGAUAUAUUGGGCUCUAUAUUGUGACGACAAAUUAUACGCCAUCUACACAGGUCGUGUGUGCACCAUGCUGACUGAUCGCCAGUUCAGUCAUGUCAAGCAUCUGUUCAGUUACCGUCUCUUUGUCCUGAUAGCUCGAACACUCAAUUGA